AUGUCGUCCAUUCCCUAUCCCGACAUAGAUCCUUACCACACAAUCGGAGUCUCAUCAGACGCGUCGCCAGCAGAUAUAAAGAAAAGUUACAGAAAAUUAUGCCUUCAACAUCACCCCGACAAAUUGGUGAAUAAACUGGACUCCGAAAAAGCCCAAUCAAAGGAAUUCUUUGACAAAAUCGCCUUUGCUUAUUCCAUUGUUGGCGAUGUGAAAAACAGAAAACGUUACGACGAAACCGGGUCUUUGUCAUUAUCGGUGUCAAUAGAUGAUGAUGAUUUCAAUUGGAAAGAUUACUUUGAUACCGUCAAACAAAACAUAGAGAUAACCCCUCAAGCCAUUGAACAGGACAAAAAGCAGUACCAAAACAGCCUGGAGGAAUUAGAUGACAUCAUUGAUGCGUUCGUUUAUUAUCAAGGCAAUUUCCUCAACCUCUUUGAAGUCAUCCCCCAUUUGGAAUUCUCAAUCAAUGAAGAGGAAAGAGUAUUUGCUAUAAUUGAAAAGGCAAUCAAUGAGAAUAAGGUUGACAGUGACUACAAAAAAUGGCGGAAAUAUCUCCAAACCCGCGACAAAUCAAGAAAAAAUUAUCAAAAGAAAAUGGCCAAAGAAGCAAAACAAGCAGAACAAUUGAAGAAAAAAUUGAAAAUAAACAGAAAAGUGGAGAAUGAAGAUGACCUAAAGGCGUUGAUUCAAAAGAAAAAUAAUCGUGGGUUCGAUGAUAUGAUUAGCUCGUUAGAAAGAAAGUACGGGGCUAAUAAAAUCACCAAGGACAAAAAGAAAUCAAAGAAAAGUUCAGCAAAGAAGAAGAGUGUCUAUGAAGAAUUGGAUGACGAAGCGUUUGAAAAAGCCCGGCAGAAGCUAUUGAAAAAGAAAUGA
Messenger RNA from Saccharomycopsis crataegensis, 873 nucleotides. RefSeq lists its product as uncharacterized. Lineage: Eukaryota; Fungi; Ascomycota; Saccharomycetes; Ascoideales; Saccharomycopsidaceae. The record is from RefSeq and is a predicted model, not a curated record. The transcript has a single exon. Gene Ontology annotation, molecular function: heat shock protein binding. Gene Ontology annotation, cellular component: nucleus; cytoplasm. The coding region runs from base 1 to 873 and encodes 290 amino acids.